CCGGUCGACCUAACCCUCACGAGGAGUCGUGGCUGGUAUUUAAAUAAAAAAAAUAAAAUAAAAUAAAAUAACGCACACACUCUCGUGCCGGGGAACCCAGCCAACCUGAACGCCAGCAGCCGGUAGUAUUUAACGUCUUGUGUUCAGUCCUGUGACGGCUACAAGAAAAAAGUGCAAGGAUGGAUCCGCUGGUUGCAGCCAUCGACCAGGGCACGAGCUCGACGAGGUUUCUGGUGUUCAAUGCAAAAACAGCCAAACUGAUCAGUCACCAUCAAGUAGAAAUCAACCAGAGUUUCCCUAAGGAGGGCUGGGUGGAGGAAGACCCCAAGGAAAUAAUGCAGUCAGUCUAUGAGUGCAUGGAGAGGACUUGUGAGAAACUCUGUCAGCUCAACAUUGACGUCUCCAACAUAAAAGCGCUGGGAGUGACCAAUCAGAGAGAGACGACCCUGGUGUGGGACAAAGAGACCGGAGAGCCACUGUACAAUGCCAUUGUUUGGUUGGACCUGCGCACACAGUCAACAGUGGAGAGGCUCAUCAACAAAGCUCCAGGCCGAAACAAGAACCACCUCAAGCACAAGACAGGCCUUCCCAUCAGCACCUACUUCAGUGCGGUGAAGCUGCGCUGGCUUCUGGACAAUGUGGAUGAAGUGCGACAGGCAGUGCAGAGUGAGCGAGCCAUGUUCGGCACAGUAGACUCCUGGAUCAUCUGGUGCCUGACGGGGGGCAGGAACGGAGGGGUCCACUGUACAGACGUGUCUAACGCCAGUCGCACCAUGCUCUUCAACAUUCACACCAUGGACUGGGAUCCUGAACUGUGCAGAUACUUUGAUGUCCCCAUGGAAAUCCUCCCCAAAGUCAGAAGCUCGUCUGAAAUAUACGGCUGGAUGAAAUCCAGCUCUCUGGCAGGAGUUCCAAUCUCUGGGUGUCUUGGUGACCAGUCAGCUGCUCUCGUCGGUCAGAUGUGCUUCAUGGAAGGCCAGGCCAAAAACACGUAUGGGACUGGUUGUUUCCUGCUCAGAAACACAGGGACCAAGCCUGUUAUGUCAGACCACGGCCUGCUGACCACAGUUGCAUACAAACUAGGAAAAGACGAGCCUGCCUGCUACGCACUGGAGGGUUCAGUGGCCAUAGCAGGAGCAGUGGUACGGUGGCUGAAGGACAACAUGGGCAUUGUGCAAUCUUCCUCAGAAAUCGAGAAACUAGCCGCUGCAGCAGGCACGUCUUACGGCUGUUACUUUGUGCCGGCUUUCUCUGGACUCUACGCUCCCUACUGGGAGCCCAGUGCGAGAGGCAUCAUCUGUGGGCUCACCCAGUUCACGAACAGGAACCACUUGGCUUUUGCUGCUCUGGAGGCCGUCUGUUUUCAGACCAGAGAGAUCCUCGAUGCGAUGAACCAGGACAGUGGUGUCCCUCUGACGCAGCUGCAGGUGGAUGGAGGCAUGACAUCCAACAGAUUACUGAUGCAGCUGCAGGCUGACAUCCUCUGCAUGCCCGUAGUACGUCCCACCAUGUCAGAGACCACAGCUCUGGGUGCAGCCAUGGCAGCGGGGGCAGCAGAGGGGGUGGACGUGUGGAGCCUGAGCCCUGGACACCUUCCACAUGUCAUGUCUGAGAAAUAUGAGCCUCAGAUCAACUCUGACGAGAGCGAGUUCCGCUUUGCUCGCUGGAAGAAGGCCGUCCAGAAAGCCAUGAACUGGGAGACCACAGAGCCGUGCUGCAAUUCCAAUGGUUUAGGAAAGAAGAUUAACGGCGCCCCCUGGGGGGUGCCUCCCACACCUCCCCCCACCCGAGUGGACCCCUAAGAUCACUAGCAGUAACAUACCUGUGGUACAAGACCUUCGUGGGAACAUGGAAGACUACUGUGGAGCAAGACUGGAAGAGGAGUACAAGACUGCAUGAUGUGAAGUGACGUGCGGCCAUCUUGAGUGAUGUUUAGCCUUCUAGAAGUCGGAUCUCAUGGCUGGUGCCACUGAACAGUUCAAUCAUCAAGCUCAAGUUCCAGCUGGAAUCAAGUGACCUGUGGAGGUUUUUGAAGCAGCAGAGGAGCCACGUUGGAUGUUUCCUCUUCCUCCUCUGACAAAAAGUGAAAGUGCUCUUAAACCAGCCUGUAGAAACUAGGAAUUAGCCUUCAACUUGUACAGUAAAUUUUAGGGGAAAAUCAGCUGUGUGUAUAGUCUGAAGUUGAGACUCACACUGUUGUACCUCACUACUGUAACAAAAGGGGACACUGUACUGUUUUUGACGGUUUGUUCUGUACAUAGUGUUGAUUUGUCUGUACUUUUUUUUUUCUUCUAAACUUUGGGAUGUUUAAUACAUCCCAAUACUGAACAGAUGUGACACAUGUUGACUAAUUUUCUUAAAAAAAUGGAUAGUACUCAGCUCGUCAUUUUUAAACUAGGUUAGUUCUUGGAGGAGCUGAAGAGGAAUGAGAAAUCCUGCCCUGAGAGUUUUAAGGAUGACUUUUGGACAAAAA
This is a messenger RNA of Toxotes jaculatrix (banded archerfish), 2473 nucleotides long. Its product is annotated as glycerol kinase-like. Gene Ontology annotation, cellular component: mitochondrion. The transcript is spliced from 20 exons. Bases 180 to 1802 code for a protein of 540 amino acids. Lineage: Eukaryota; Metazoa; Chordata; Actinopteri; Toxotidae. Gene Ontology annotation, molecular function: glycerol kinase activity. The record is from RefSeq and is a predicted model, not a curated record. Gene Ontology annotation, biological process: triglyceride metabolic process; glycerol metabolic process; glycerol-3-phosphate biosynthetic process.